This is a messenger RNA of Myotis davidii, 1542 nucleotides long. RefSeq names its product zinc finger and SCAN domain containing 5B (gene ZSCAN5B). The transcript has a single exon. Lineage: Eukaryota; Metazoa; Chordata; Mammalia; Chiroptera; Vespertilionidae. Gene Ontology annotation, biological process: regulation of transcription by RNA polymerase II. The record is from RefSeq and is a predicted model, not a curated record. The coding region runs from base 1 to 1542 and encodes 513 amino acids. Gene Ontology annotation, molecular function: RNA polymerase II cis-regulatory region sequence-specific DNA binding; DNA-binding transcription factor activity, RNA polymerase II-specific.
AUGGCUACAGACCUGGCAUUUUCCAAUGGUCAUGGGCAUCCCCAGGGCUGCCUGGGCUGGGAGCUGCCACCAGCCAGACCACCUCAGGGAAACCUCAUUGAAGGACAGCACUGGGACUCAGAGAGGGGGCACGUGCUCUUCAGAGUCUUCCAACACCCAGAGGACGCGGACCCCCUCCAGAGCGUGCACACAAUGUCUGCGCUGCUCCAUCGCUGGCUCAGGCCGGAUGUGCUCACCAAGAAGCAGAUCUUGGAUAAGCUUCUGCUGGAGAAGUUCAUGACCUGCAUGCCCCUGGAGCUGCAGGUCUUGGUGAAGGAGAGGCGCGUGCAGAGCUGCGAGGAACUGAAGGCCUUGCUGAGAAAUAAGGAGAAACCCAGGAAUUGGAAGGUCAUCAUCUUCCAAGGGCAAAAGUACCUUCAGGAGAAUUCCGAUGUCCAGAUGGCUGAUGAGGAAGUUGGUGACACAGACUACGUGUUGGACUUGUCCAUAAAGUCCCAAUCCCCCAUAAGUCAGAUGGGGGUACAUCCUGAGAACAGCCAGGAGGUCAGUGGAGAGCCAGGGAACCAGCCAGGAACCAAUGACGAGGUGUGGGGACAAGGGCAGAAUGUCUUCCUGUCCGAGACGAUUCCCACGAAAAGUGAUCUGGAGGGUGUGAGGCCCACGGAGAAUUUGGUGAAGUCGGAGAAGGAUGUGCUGGAAGACAGGGCAGAGGCAGCAGUACUCACAUCUCCAAAGCUUCCGCUUCCCAGCGGUCCUGGAGAUUCGGUGCAGGCAGAGGGGGAGCAGGACCCGCAGGAAGGAACUGGCCUGGAGCGUGUGGAUGCCUGUGACGUACCUCCCACCCAUGUUCCGGAGACACAGGCUCUGAGUCAGCCUCCAAAGCGAAGAGGUUCUGGGAAUUUAGGAGGUGCCCCCAAGAGAAAAAGGGGCAACGCUUCCACCCCCCAAGGGGAGCCUCAAGAAGGAGCCGUGUUGUUGGACAGAGAAGUCACCAGAGGGCACCAGUGCAAUUCAGUGGGUGCAUCAAGCACCGUGGAGCAAACUGGUCACCCUGUUGGGAAAAAACCCAGGAGAAAGAUACCAUACGAGUGUCAAGACUGUAGCAAAAGGUUCAGCUACAAAUCACAGUUAGAACUUCACCUGAGGACACACACAGGAGAGAGACCCUUCCAGUGCCUUGACUGUCCCAAGAGGUUCAUUCAAGCCUCAGACCUCCACGUCCACCAGCGGAUCCACACGGGUCAGAAGCCGUUCUGCUGUAAAGUCUGCCAGAAGAGAUUCACGCACGAGUCCACGCUGCGUGGCCACCAGCGGGUCCACACCCAGGAGAAGCCUUACCAGUGCUCCGUCUGCCAGAAAAAGUUCGGCCACCGUGGAAACCUCAACGUCCACAUGCGCACCCACUCGGGCCUGAGACCCUACCCGUGUCCCCAUUGCCACCUGGCCUUCCGCCAACUGGGGGCAUUUAAAGGCCACCAAAGGACACAUGUCAAGGAGGCGCCCCAGGGGCCCCAGGUCCCUUCUGACCAAGAAAGAAACUAA